Messenger RNA from Aspergillus chevalieri, 789 nucleotides. RefSeq names its product SDR family NAD(P)-dependent oxidoreductase. Gene Ontology annotation, molecular function: oxidoreductase activity. The coding region runs from base 1 to 789 and encodes 262 amino acids. Lineage: Eukaryota; Fungi; Ascomycota; Eurotiomycetes; Eurotiales; Aspergillaceae. The record is from RefSeq and is a predicted model, not a curated record. The transcript is spliced from 4 exons.
AUGAUCCCCGACUUCUCCGGCGUGUCACUCAAGGGCAAAACUGCCAUUGUCACCGGUGCCUCUAGGGGCCUAGGUGCGGGCAUCGCCCUUCUUCUGGCCAAACGAGGCGCAAACAUCGUGGUCAACUACGUGACCGAUGGCAGCGCUAAGCGUGCCCAAGAUGUCGUGAACGAAAUCAACAACCAGAUCGGCACGAAGGCGAUUCUGUGCCGCGCAGAUGUGAGCAAGUUAGAGGAAAUCCAGUUGCUCGUGGAUGCAGCAUUGAAGAUAAGCGAAACGGGCCAGAUCGACAUUCUCAUCCACAACGCCGCCCAAGGCUUGGAGGCCAAUCUGAUGGACACCACUCCCGAGUUCUACGACCAGCACUUUAACUGCAAUGUCCGCGGCCCCAUCUUCCUCACCAAAGCGGUCGUUCCUCACAUUGCCCGGGGAGGACGCAUUGUAUUCAUCUCUUCGGCUGGAGCCCGUCUGGGUGUAAGCGGCCAAACUGUCUACGCCGCCACCAAGGCCGCCGACGAAGCCCUGGUACGUGUCUGGGCUAAGGAGCUGGGCCAGUCUCACAACAUUACCGUUAACUGCGUCAAUCCCGGACCUAUCGCUACCGAUCAAUGGUUCCAGAGCGACGAGCAGUUCAUCAAGGAGAUGCAGCCGAUGAUCGAGUCUACUCCGGCUGCUGCUCGUGUGGGUGAGGUGGAUGAUGUUGCGCCCUUGGUGGCUUUCUUGUGCAGUGAUGAUGCAAGAUGGACCACAGGAGCUUGUCUGUCGGCCAAUGGAGGGCUGUACAAUUAG